GAUGCGGUAGAGAAGGGGGCUGGACCUCACCCCAGCUGAGAUCCAUCUCCGCAUGAGUGCGGCUCGCGCUCGUCGCCUUUUAACUUGAUUGAUGAGCAGAUUGGAGCGCAGAAGGACGGGCGAUCGCCGUCGCGAGACUCCCUCUUAAACCUGCUGCCGCGGCUCGUGCCUCCUUUCCUCAUUGAGUUCUAGCCCCCAAAAAAGAGCUUGAUGUGAGCAAAGGGGGAGCCGGAGCACUUUUUCUUCCCUUCUCUCACCCUCACAGUGCACCUCUCCACUAAAUCACUUUAGUUUUUAGUUUUAUCAUAUUUUUUUUCCCCUCCUCUUUUGUUUUGUGGUACCUCCUCGGACCCUCGGCUUCAGCACGGCUUCACCUUGGCACCUUUCCUGAAGUCUCACCCAACGGCACCAACGGUUCUUCUGCAACUUUAACGCACGUCAGGGAACAAAACAAGAUUACAAAAAAAGCCACCGAAGGGGGAAAACUAUUUUUUUUUCCUUGCGUAAAAAAAAGGCGUUAAAGUGACACAAUGAGUCUGAAAUCUGAUUCUGAGCCGAACAACAACGUAUCGAUAGAGGAGGAGGUGCGCACUCUCUUUGUCAGCGGCCUUCCAGUUGACAUCAAACCACGUGAACUCUACCUACUCUUCAGACCCUUCAAGGGUUAUGAAGGUUCACUGAUCAAGCUGACAUCAAAGCAGCCUGUUGGUUUUGUUACCUUUGACAGCCGGUCGGGUGCUGAAGCUGCGAAGAAUGCAUUAAAUGGAAUCCGCUUUGACCCCGAGAGCCCGCAGACACUACGGUUAGAGUUUGCUAAAGCCAACACGAAGAUGGCUAAGAGUAAGCUGAUGGCCACGCCGAACCCCACCAACAUCCACCCAGCUCUAGGAGCACACUUCAUUGCACGGGACCCAUAUGACCUCACGGGUGCAGCGCUGAUUCCUGCGUCCCCUGAGGCCUGGGGCCCCUACCCACUGUACACCACCGAGCUGACCCCCGGGCUCCCCCAUGCUGCCUUCACUUACCCUGCUGCCGCAGCUGCUGCUGCUGCCCUCCACGCUCAGAUGCGUUGGUACCCAUCUCCAUCUGAGGCCUCUCAGCCAGGGUGGAAAUCCCGUCAGUUUUGUUAAGUAUUUAAUACCAUUCAGAAUUUUUGGUUUUUGGUCCUUUUCCCUUUGGUUUUGUCCCUUGUGGAUUGAGGUACUGAGAUCUAUAAUUUAAUCAGGUGUAUUUAAUGGACAAAGGUGCAUUAUGGACUCUUCCUUCGGAAACACUGAAGGAUUUCGAACCGAAACACACAUUGUGGACUUCACACCUUCUUGCUGAAUGUGCGGUACAGUCCUUGCACUUCAAAACCUUGUGCAAGUGGCUCUGCAAGAGAAGGACUGGUUUUGCUGAAGGAACAAUUAUAGCUGCUCUAGUAGAAGGGAGGGGGGUUGUUUCGGGGAGGGUGAGACAAUCAUCGCAUGUUAAAAUAUUUGGCAUGAAUUAAAUGCAGUGUCCUGUGUAUCUUUGUCAGUGUUUGUGUUGCAGCCAGUCUUGGCCUAGUCAUUGGACUUUUCAGUUUCAUGUACCUUUAGUCUCACUUUGACAUCUUCUGACUCAUUGCUUGUUUGCAAAGUAGAGGCUUUUUUCUUUAAGAAUGGACAACUUAUGCACUGGUUUUAUUUGUAUUUUCUUCAUACAAUCUCCAUAGUGGACCUUCUGAAAGUGGUGCAGCUGUGUGGCCCUUUGGGGAUGCUGCCACAUACAACAACCUGGUCCUGCCAAAAUGUCCCUGUCUGUCUAGAGUAUAUCUGAACAUGAGUACAAGUAUUUUUGUACUACUCUAACAAAUAUUUAUACAUUUUUGUGCAAUUAAAUCUGUAUAAGUUGAUGUUUAGUCUGCCUUUGUGUAUUUUGUUUGACAGUUUUCAGGAUUGAUCUAUAUCCUGUUUGAAGUGGUUUAAAGUGCAAUUUUUGUUUUUGCUUGGUGUUAAAUACUAAAGUAUUCUGACUGUGGCUGAACUGCUAGUUAAGACUGCUGACAUGAGAUUGCUGUUUAAAAAAAAAAAUGCUCUUUCCAAAUGUGAAACUGGAUAAUAAAUGAAUGA
Messenger RNA from Scleropages formosus (Asian bonytongue), 2093 nucleotides. Its product is annotated as RNA-binding protein with multiple splicing 2. The record is from RefSeq and is a predicted model, not a curated record. The coding region runs from base 531 to 1130 and encodes 199 amino acids. Lineage: Eukaryota; Metazoa; Chordata; Actinopteri; Osteoglossiformes; Osteoglossidae. The transcript has 8 exons. Gene Ontology annotation, molecular function: RNA binding; protein homodimerization activity.